AUGUCAUAUUUUAAACCCUCAGACAACAACGCCCCAAAUUAUGUAUAACAAUAAAAUUAAUAAUAACAAUAAGGACCAAUGUACUAAUAACCCUAAUAAGGUUAUCCUCCAUCAUACGGAGGGUAACCUCCAUCAUAUGGAGGAUAACCUCCAGCAUAUGGCGGUCAUCCUCCUUAUUAGGGAGGCAAUGGAUAAUAUUAAGGAUAUCCUCCGAGUCAGGGACCCUAUGCAAAUUAAGUACCUGCUCAGGCUCAGGCUCCUUAAAAUUAAACUAAUAUUAAGUUUAUUUUCCAUCUCUAUAUUUUAGUUUUAACUUUACACCUGGAGUAGUAGUAGCUAAUGAUAGUAUAUGCAUAUUUUGCCGUAAUCCCUAUGUUCUUCUCUCAUCAAGAAGAAUAGGGUGGUAAACUUUGAUAGCAGUUCUAUUAUUAAUAUUAAUUUGUUGGCCAUUAUGUUGGUUGCCAUUAAUCAUUGAUGAUUGUAAAGAUAAGCACUAUCACUGUUCAUAAUGCGGAGUAUUGAUAUACAAAAAAUCAUUUACCAUGUGCAGUUGAU
Paramecium pentaurelia is the source of this 555-nucleotide messenger RNA. The record is from the annotation of a GenBank genome assembly. Lineage: Eukaryota; Ciliophora; Oligohymenophorea; Peniculida; Parameciidae.